GAAAAAUGUAUUAUACAUAAAAAAAAUUCGACCAAUCACAUUCAUUUUACUUUCAGUUUAUCAGUCGGUCUUCUCAGCGCGCAUGUGUAUGAGGCUUUAGAUGCAGCGAGUUCCCUCCUCUCUCGAUAUAUGCAUCUCGUAAAUCCCGUUCAUCGACGCUCCCGCGUGGACUGGCGGUUUUUCACGGUUUGAAACACAGUUCGUGGUGCAUUCGAGGGUGCAAAGGUGGCCGAAAUAUCCCGCUCAUCCCGCGCGUUAUUCCCGCGUGGACGAAAGCGAUCAGAUGCUCGGGUCGGCGACACUCCGGAGGGCCGUGCUGCUCGUCGGCCUCGUCGCGGCGUUCCGCGUCGCGACGGUCUCCGCGACGCACCGACUGAACGUGCCCCGGGUCCUGUUGCCCGUGUUCAACAACUUCGCGGUGAAUUUCACGCUGGAGGUGACGGACGGCGGCUGCUACAAAUGGUCGACCUCACGUUUGGACAUCAUACAGCUGAUUCCCAUAAACGAGAACUUUGACAGAACAUGCUCCCCCGCGAUACUGAUUCAAACCAUAACGAGAGACCUGACGAGGAACACCGCGAUCGUUUUGGCGGAGGACAUCAAUUCCGGCCACUUUCUGCGAUGCGACGUUAUAGUGGACGCAAUCUUCUCUCUGAAUCUCAUCACCACCACGCGAGAAUUGUACAUCGAGGACAUACCUGAGGCGUUCGAGGUGCGAGCGUACGACGAGCACGGGAACGAGUUUACGACUCUGGCGGGCAUAGAAUUCGUGUGGGCCAUCGGCGACGCCGACAAGCACGCGCCGUCCGACAGUACAGCCACGAGCAACGUGCUGCGCUUCAUGACUUACGAGGAGUCGCAGUACGAACGACCCGCGAGCAUAGCCGCGUUGGACAGCGCCGACAAGCGUGGCCACAUCGUCCUCAUAGAAGGCGUUAGAACCGGCACGGCUAAGGUGUCCGUCAGACUGCCGCACUCGGAGUACAAGUACGUCCCGUCCAUCGAACUGGAGCUGGUCGUCAUCGCCAAUUUGAUCAUCAUACCGCCGGAGAUAACGAUAAUGGCUCACGACAGCUUCCGAUACAAGAUCAUGCACACCCGUCAGGGUCGCCUGGAGGAGAUCAGCCUGCCUAUGAGCCAGUACUACCUGGAGGCGGAGAAUUCCGGCAUCCUGGAGAUCGACAACGACCACGAUUUCGCCUACGGGCGUAAACUGGGACGUACGAAGGUGUUCCUGCACGACAAGAAUGUCCGCGACGAGUAUCCGGUCAUUCUGCCUUCCGCCAUGGUUAACGUACACGAAGUCGCGUACAUCUCCCUCUCCGUGUUGCCAAACCGGAACUGGGGAUUGGUACUGGGCCACGCUCACGAGAUCGUCGUCGAGCUGUACGACAACAAGGAUCAUAAAUUCCACAUCGGCGAAGGCGUGGAGGUCACCAUGAAGAUAGACGAGCAGUAUCUGGAGCCGAAAGCGAUCACGCAGAACGGCACUUACGCCGUCGUGGUACCGAUCACCUGCGGAAUAACGACCGUGGAGGCGACGUUGCGCGGUAUAAUCGACGAACGCGGCAGGAGGAUCGCCUUCGAGCCGCAGCUCUCCACCCGGGCCGAGCUCACGAUACACACGCCGGUGAAGGUUCAACCUCGCGUCCUGGCCAUUCCGUGGGACGUCGUGAACAAGUCCAGAUUCGACGUGAUGUUGAAGGCGAGCGGAGGAGACGGUUCGUACGUUUGGUCCAGCAGACAGCCGUCGAUACUGGCCGUCUCGCAGAACGGCGGUGUGAAAAUUCUGUCAGCGGGCACGGCGGAUGUGGUUGUCACGAUGGCGAGAAAUCAGUACAACAGAGACACGGCGAGGAUACACGUACUGCCGCCCGUGAAGCUAAAGAUUAUCGAGUACAACAUGGAGGCGGCCGUGGGAGAGCCUAUUCACUUGCACGUCGCGCUGUUCGGGCUACUGAUCAACGGUUCCGAGGCUAAGGAGAUACCCUUCAGCGACUGCAGGGACGUCGAUUUCGAGGUGCACAUCCCGGACGUGAAUUUCGUGCGGAGUUACGACAAGAACGUGCAACCCGUUGGCGCCGCGUGCGCCGUAAUAACUGUAACCAACUAUCGCUCCGUCGGAACGUCCGACGUGACCGUUGCCUACAACGCGAACAACAACGACGUGAUCGACCAUUAUUUGACGGACAACGUCACCGUGUCGGCGUACGAGCCGCUCGCGGCGGUGCAUCCGGAGAGCAGGAAAACGUUACUCGCCACGGGAUCCUCGCGAUACGUGGUGUUCAAGGGCGGACCGUUGCCGUGGACGAACAAAUCUCAAGACUACUCGCGGGAGAUACAUCUGUCGGACGAGGAGAUCGCCGAAGUGGCGGAAUACGAGGACUCGUUGAGCGGACCGUUCGACAGGGCCGUCUUCAGGGUGAUCUGCAAGACGUUGGGCAAAACCGCGCUGACCUACACGGUGUCGAAUGUGCCGCUGUUCUCGAACUGUCGGCGCACCCACGCGUCGGAAACGAUCGAGAUUGUCUGCGGCAAGCCGCGCUACAUCUACCUGCAACCAGAAUUCAAGGGUACGCACGAUAAGAACUGCCCGAUCGGUCAGAACACGGACAAGAUAAUCGCGCACAGCGACAAGCGUCUGAAGAUCGCGGUGAUCGUCAAAGACGAGGACGGCAGGCGGUUCGACAAUAUCACGAGCUUGAACAUCGAGUGGAACCUGAAGCCGUCGGGCAGCGGCACCGUGGAAAUCCAGUCCAGCACGAUGGAAGAGACGUGGACGGACGUGAAUGUGAUACUGCCGAUGAGCCACUAUCAGAAUAUCAUUUUCAAGAAGCACCACGGCAUUCUCACGAUAUUUGCGACCGUCACCGGCUACCAGAAGCUCGUUCUCAACCGACUGAAAAUCACGCCGGAAUGGCCGCCGUUUCCCAUCGAGAACGAGAGAGGCGGAGUGGAGACUCCGCUGAUAGAGGCCUCCAUAGAGGCGACUCUGGUAAACGACACCGUCGUCAGCCCCGAUAAAUUGAUCAUUCUGAACGAUUCGAGCAUGAAGUCGUACUUGCAGGUCAGCCAAGGCUCUGGCUACUACGAAUUCGUCCUCAGCUCGAAGGACAUAGCGGAUAUCAGGUACAUGGAUACGACGAGAACGAUCAGUGUGACGCCGAGGAAGUCAGGUGUGCUACAUAUAACGCUGAUGGAUCUCUGCCUACCCUCGAAGUUGGCGGAGGUGCACGUGGAGGUUCAACAACUCGCGGCGAUCGAAGUCGACACCGUGGACAAGAUCGAGAAGGGGAAAUGCGUGACAGCCGCGCUGAGGCUUUACGACACGAACGAUCACAUCGUGAGGCUGCCGACUCUUGGCGCGCUAGAUUUCCGCGCGGAGAUCGACAACGAAUACAUCACGAUCAAGCAGUUGCCCGCCAACGAGCAAGACGUCGCGCCCUACGAGCGAAUACUGUACAAGAUCCACGGCCUGUCGGAGGGCGAGAGCCAGCUGACGUUCGUUAAGACGGGCGACCGUGAGAUACGCAGCGAGCCGAUCACCGUGCAGGUGUUCGUCCCCCUGCGUGUGCAGCCGAGGAAUCUGACGAUACUGAUCGGCACCAUUUAUCAGAUGCAGACCGUCGGCGGCCCGCCGAACGCCGAGAUCGAAUUCUCGACGGAGAGCGGCGAUGUCCUGCGCGUCGAUCGCAACGGGAUCCUCGAAGGGAAGUCGGCGGGCUUGACUGGGAUUCGCGUGCGCGCCGUCGGACUCGAUGCCAAGGGUAACAAGGUGGUCUACUCGGAGGAUCGUGCGGACAUACAUGUGCUGCAUCUCGACGGAGUGAAGAUCUCGACUCCGGUGAACAGGGUGAGAGUGGGCGCGACGUUUCCCCUCUGGGCGUUCGGUAUUCCCGAUUACCUGACGCCGCUCAUCAUCGGUUCCAUGCAGCUGCCGCUGAGUUUCGCGUGGUCGUCGAGCGAUCCGGGCCUGCUGACCUUGCACAACAUGUACGAAGGCACCGGCAUCAACAUCCGAUAUCAGAAUCAGGUGUCGCUGCGGGCUCGGGCCAUGAGCCCGGGCGUGGCGACAAUCUAUUUGAACGCCACCGUGCCCUGCAACAUGCACGGCUCCAGCUUCAGCAAGAACGACAUGAUAUACACCACGUUCGUGAAGAUCGAGAUCUUCGAGGAGCUACGCCUGACCGAUCCAUUGCCGUCGUCGGGAAGCUCGGUGUCGACGAUACUGAUGUCACCGAACUCCGUUCUGCGACUGCAGACCAAUCGCGAUAGACUCGGCACGACUACCUACAGAGUCCUGUCGAGCACGCACGGCGACGAGCCCGAGGAUCCGCGCGCGUUGACGCCCGCUGUGAGAACCGUGGCCGUGGAGAAGAACGGGAUCGUGCGAUCCGGCGAGAACUACGGUCAAACGGUUAUCUCCGUUACGAAUACGGAAGCGUACAACUUGAGGCAGUCGUUGACGGUGGUCGUCGAGGUCAAGCCCAUUCACUACAUGAUGCUUUCUCUGAAAUCCAAGCUGCGCAUACGGAACGGCGAGGAGCUGAAUAUGCUGCCGAAGGGGAUGGAGCUGGAUUACGUCGUCGAGUAUUACGACAACGUGGGAAACCGAUUCCACGCUGCCGAGACGAACGUCAAGGCCAUGCUGAAUCGCGCCGAUCUGGCCUCGUUCACCGCGGGCACGGAUAACGUCAUCGCCGCCAGAUUCCUGGAGAAUGGCGAGCUAGUCCUGAAGACCUUCAACGAGAAACACCCCAAUGGAAUGUUCGACUACGUUCACAUGAUGAUCGGCGACAUCAUAUUUCCGACGAAGACCACCCUGACGGUCGGCGAUAUAAUAUGCUUCUCCAUGCCGCUUCUCUCGUCCGACGGUGAUCCAGGAUACUGGCAGUCCUCCGCGCCCGAAAUACUGUUGGUGGAUCCCAUCACGGGCAUAGGUCGCGCCCGAAACGUCGGGCACGCCGUCAUAAAGCACAGCCUCGCGACGCACGUUCAAAGUGAAAUAGAGGUCAACGUUCUACCGGUCGCACGGGUAUCUAUAGUCCCUUUGAGAGGAAGGAACAUCACUGGCACGGAAAUCUUCAGCGUGCCGCUCGUGCUGAAGGGCAAGGACGAGGAGAUCAAGGAGAACAACGUGUUGGCGAGAGGCCUAGGCGGUUGUCGGACGUUAUCGUCGUUCGCAUUGAACACGUUUCCCUACGCGUGUAACGUUCAGUUCGUUUCAACGAGUUCGUCGAUCGGCGUGAAGGAUCUGUUCGUCGUGAAGCCACGAUUCGAUAUCGUGACAGGCUUUUAUUACUGCGACAUCAUACCGAUGAGUUUUCCGACCAUAGCGGCCAGUACAUUGGAAAGCCGUAUUGAAAUUAACGUCCAGAGUCGGGACAUCGAGUCGGCAGCUCUGGAACUCGCUUAUUUGCCAUCUGUUUACGUCGACGCCAAGGAGAUACAGUUUGUCGACGCCCUAAGCACACCUGGUGGUGUGCCAUCGAUGACGUUCGUGGUGCAUGGCUUGCCGGCGGUGUUAAAGUAUCUGACUAUUGACGUACCAGACGGUGUGGCUGUCACUUGGCAACUUGUCUCGAAAUCUACAAUGCAAUAUAGAUUGCGUUUAAUGCAUAAUCAGGAUGAGAUUCAGGGGCAAAAAGUGUUUAUUGCGAACGAUUUGACCAAGCAAAAUAUAUCUCUUCACAUACGUGUGGCGAGGUACAGUCAAUUCAUCCCCAUGUCCGGAGUACAAUGGGUGAAUUACAUAUAUUUCCACAGAUACACGCUGGGAGUGUUCGUUGUUAUUGUGAUUACAAUUUUUUACUUGUGGAAAUAUAGAAUGAUGACUGUUGAUUUAACAGUCAGGAACAGAGGUAUUUUCGCUGACAAAUCUCCGCCGAUGAUAAGGAAGCCGAUCUGUACACCGUGCACCCCUCCGACGACCACUACCCCGAGUACCGGCCCGCGAACUCCGCCGUUAAGGCCUUUCUCAGCGUUCGAGUCGUCAGUUUACGGCGAUCCGCGUAGCUUCGGCACACCGUACAUCAGACGAAGAGAUAUAUGCUAGCAGGAGGAGAGGUUACAUGCGAAAAAAGGGAGUAGUAUCUAAUGUAUAGAUCAGCUUUCUGAACUGUUGACACAAAGAUAAAAUUAGAAAUAACGUUAAACGUUAGGAAAUAACGUCCGUUUCGAUAUUAACACUAAGAAACAUUAUUUAAAUGGAGGAUGAGAAAAUUCAUGCUCAAUUUCAAUUGAAUUGAAAAGUUUUGCCAACGUAAAGCAACUGAUACAGGUGAUGACUGAUGUUUUUCCAUUGAAAAUGAUUUUCAUUCAUUACAAAUGUAUAUAAUAAUCAUUGCCGAAUGUCGUGCCUUAAAGCCAAAAUUGUCAUCCGUUUUUUAUUUUUUAUUAUUUUUUUUUAAUACAUGGAAAUAAUUCCAUUUAUUAAGGAAAACAAGCUUGGUUGUUUUGUAAAAUGUUAUAUCUUUGCUUGACGUGGCAUACGUGGUAUGAUAUGGUAUUAUGUGUAACUUUGGGACAGUGUGUAUGCGUACGUGUGCUAAGUAUGAUUAUAACAGUCUGCUGUUAACAUUGCCAUAGUACACGAUUCUCUGUGUGUGUGUGUGUGUGUACUAUUUUCAUCUUAAUAAUGAUACGAACAAUUCCUAGUCAUAUUUUCGUUUACGUAAAUAAAAUGACUGCCAAUUUGUUGUUCGAUGUACAUGAUAUAUUACAUAUUACCACAGAAAAAGGAAACCUUAUUUUUUUAUAUUUUGUGAAGCUGUGAUAUGUACACAUUUGUAGAAUAUAUGUAUAGCAUAACAAUCUCAAUAAGUUGUCUCCUAAGUUGAAUAUUGAAGCCGUUGGGGGGAGGGGGAUAGUUUAGAAUCGCUGACUUAUUAAGUGAAUAACCCGGGUAGGAUUUCUAGUGCCAAA
Molecule: messenger RNA, 6924 nt
Organism: Wasmannia auropunctata (little fire ant)
Lineage: Eukaryota; Metazoa; Arthropoda; Insecta; Hymenoptera; Formicidae
Gene: Gp210
Product: nuclear pore membrane glycoprotein 210
Exons: 9
Coding region: 284-6055 (1923 amino acids)
Cellular component (GO): nuclear pore
Source: RefSeq, a predicted model, not a curated record